Messenger RNA from Astyanax mexicanus (Mexican tetra), 2726 nucleotides. It is a transcript of the gene cdk19, whose product is annotated as cyclin-dependent kinase 19. Gene Ontology annotation, molecular function: RNA polymerase II CTD heptapeptide repeat kinase activity; ATP binding; cyclin-dependent protein serine/threonine kinase activity. Bases 154 to 1629 code for a protein of 491 amino acids. Gene Ontology annotation, cellular component: cytosol; mediator complex; nucleus. The record is from RefSeq and is a predicted model, not a curated record. The transcript is spliced from 13 exons. Gene Ontology annotation, biological process: protein phosphorylation. Lineage: Eukaryota; Metazoa; Chordata; Actinopteri; Characiformes; Acestrorhamphidae.
AAACGCUCAACGAGCCAGUGAACAUUAAGCGGAGCAGACCAAAAUCCCAAACAAGGAAAUGGUGGGGGAAUAAAGCGAUCAGAUUAUUUAAUUAAUGCACGUAAUAAUUAAUAUUUUAUUUUAUCCUAAAUUAAGAAGUAUUUAUGGGUCGCGAUGGACUACGACUUCAAAACGAAGCUCGCCGCGGAGAGGGAGAGAGUGGAGGAUCUGUUCGAAUAUGAAGGUUGCAAAGUGGGUCGCGGCACCUACGGGCAUGUUUAUAAAGCCAAGCGCAAAGACGGGAAGGAUGAGAAGGAGUACGCUCUAAAGCAGAUUGAAGGCACUGGAAUAUCGAUGUCUGCCUGCCGGGAAAUUGCGUUACUAAGGGAGCUGAAGCACCCGAACGUCAUCGCCCUGCAGAAAGUGUUCCUGUCUCACAGUGAUCGCAAAGUGUGGCUUCUCUUUGACUACGCUGAACAUGACCUGUGGCAUAUAAUAAAGUUCCACCGGGCGUCCAAAGCCAACAAGAAGCCAAUGCAGCUGCCCAGAAGCAUGGUCAAGUCUCUACUGUACCAGAUCCUGGACGGCAUCCAUUACCUCCACGCUAACUGGGUCCUGCAUCGAGACUUGAAACCUGCCAAUAUCCUGGUGAUGGGGGAGGGCCCGGAGCGAGGGAGAGUCAAAAUUGCGGAUAUGGGUUUUGCGCGCCUCUUUAAUUCUCCUCUGAAGCCUUUGGCUGAUCUGGACCCAGUGGUGGUCACCUUCUGGUAUCGGGCGCCUGAACUGCUACUGGGAGCGCGACACUACACCAAAGCAAUCGACAUCUGGGCGAUAGGCUGUAUCUUUGCAGAGCUGCUGACGUCAGAACCGAUAUUCCACUGUCGUCAGGAGGACAUCAAAACCAGCAACCCCUUCCACCACGACCAGCUCGAUCGCAUCUUCAGCGUCAUGGGCUUCCCUGCAGAUAAAGACUGGGAAGACAUCCGAAAGAUGCCAGAAUAUCCAACCCUACAGAAAGACUUCAGGAGAACAACGUAUGCCAACAGCAGCCUCAUCAAGUACAUGGAAAAGCAUAAAGUAAAGCCAGACAGUAAAGUCUUUCUAUUGCUCCAGAAACUUCUAACCAUGGACCCCACCAAAAGAAUCACAUCUGAACAAUCACUGCAAGACCCCUAUUUCCUGGAGGAACCCUUACCCACGUCAGAUGUCUUUGCAGGUUGCCAGAUCCCGUACCCCAAACGUGAGUUCCUCAAUGAGGACGAACCUGAGGAGAAGACAGAGAAGAACCAGACACAGCAGCACCAGCAGACGGCUGCGCAGACGCAAGCUCAGACACAAACACAGACGCAGCAGGCUCAGUCCCAGCAAAGCUCGGCUCAGACCAAUGGCACGUCGGGGGCCACAGGGGGCAACACAGGCCCCUCGAUUCAGCAUGGCCAGGACCAGGGGCCUCCAAACAAAAAGCCCCGCAUCGGGCCCUCAGGGGCCACCUCAGGAACAAACGUCCUGCAGUCAGACUACCAGCACUCCGGUUCGCGCCUUGGUUACCAAAGCAACGUCCAGGGCUCCACCCAGUCACAGAGCACUAUGGGAUAUUCGUCUUCAUCUCAGCAAAGCUCACAGUACUCUCAUCAGUCUCACCGCUACUGAGACACACUCCUGCAUGCACACAAACAUGCACAUACAUACACAGAGAAAUACACUUACAAACCCACAAGCACAUGUACACAGGUCUUGCUGCCAUUCUUCCUGCACUUCUGUGAUCCAUCUGCCCUCUACUUCUUAUUUAAUUUUUCAGCCUUAAGUUGUCAUCGCAGGAUUUACAGUACCAGUCAAAAACUCUUGAGGAAUUCCAGGUGGUGCAACUGUCUAAGUGAUGGUCCACCAUCAGGAGAUUCUAGUUUAGAGUCUAGUUUGAGGAGUCCCAAAGAGCACCAUUAGCUCCUGGCUCUAUUUGGGUGGAGAGGAUUGCCCCUUUAGUUUAGUUUAACCCGAUUAGUUAGCAUGAUGCUAGCCAGUGCGGGUAUCUGUUUGCUCAUGUAUAAAAGCACCAUUCUCUGGAUAUUAAGCUGUACAGUAAUGGCAACCGUUUGUUGGCUUCCCAUAAUUCACUGGGAGUCAAUGUUGGCCUUCAAUCCCCCCAGAACUGACAGUAUCAUGUUGUGGAGGACUCCCAGAUGUAGAUGUAUUGUUUUGGCAUUUAAACAGUAAUAAUAAUAAUGACAAUAAUAAGAAGAAGAUAUAGAAAAAGAAGAAGCCUUAAAAACAAAUACUCUAAUUACACUAAAUAGAUGUGUCCAGGCUUUUGACUGGUACUGUAUACUAUGUCCUGACAGCAUUACAGUAUUAGCAGUAGCCUCCUGCACUGCCCUCACAGUCCUGUAUCACAGCUGCAAGAUGUGAUAUCUGGGCCUACUGCUUCUGCCGUCAUAAACUCCGCCCACCCAUAAGCUCCACCCCCCACAUUUGACUUUAGAAUCUACUGAAGCAGUGCUCUCGAUUGUCUGUUCAGUUCACUUCUGUUUUUACUUGCUCCAACACACGAUGAAGUCUGCAAAGAUCUGACCAAUCAGUAGCAGGGCAGUGGGUUACACAAUUAGAACACAAAUGUGGUUUUCUGGUGUUUUUGGCAUUUGAAUCUCAAUUCAGCUUGUAAAUAUACUUUAUUACUAGGUAUGUACUAAAUAAUUAUGCAAAAGAGUGAAAUGGUGUAAUUAUGUUUAUAGUAUUUACAUAUCAUUUUUACU